UCCGGGUUUAUCUGCGGCCCGUGCUGCUGACUCCGAUGGCAUUUCCUGUGUUCGCUCUGUAACAGCUGUGUGCGGCGGCAGCUGGAUGCUUUAUUCCUGCCUGAACCGCUACACAGCCGCCUAACUUCACAACGCCUCCAUAACCGUCCCUAUCUCUUUCUAUAUCUCUAUCUCUCUCUCCACUGACAGACAGCACAGCGUUCUGGGCAUAACCUAACCUCGUUUUAUUUUUUCACCGCUUUAAUUUAGCUCUAAUCCAGUCGUCAAGGGCGUGUGCUGCUGGAUGGUCACUUCUCUCUUGCAGGACAUCACGGUUGUCACGUCCUAAACCUAAAGACUAGCGUUGUAUUUGCUAGUAUGUUUAGCACUUUAAUUCGAGACGACACACACACACACACACACACACAGGACAUGUAGGCAACUUAAAUAGACGUUUAAAUUGAAUGACGUGGGGGAAAACGACGUCAUAAAGAAGUCCUCGGGAAAAAAAAAAAACAACUAGAUAACUAGCUAGCUGCCGAGCUAACGCGCGCGAGGAGUGGCGGACGGAGAAAGUGAAGAAGUGUGCUGUCGUGUUGUGAUGUGGGAUGAUGGAGUCUUUUGGAUAUCGUGUUAGCUAGUUUUGCUAGCCUGCUAGCUCCGUUGCCGUUUACAAGGGGCGAAGUUACAACAUCAACAUUGCUGAAAAGGUGGUGUGCACCAAAUUAUUCACACAUUGGCAGACAGCACAGCAUCGUGUGUGACGGGCAGCCUGGAAGGCGGGAUGAAGGAGGAGAACCUGUUCCGUCGGCGUUUUUCUCUGUGUCCCACCGCCACCACUCCACCCAAAAUAGAUCCACGUGCUCUGGGCCGCAACCUGUCAUACGGAGGGGACAAUGAGAUGGAUCCAAUCAGCCCAGGCAGUGAGUUGGAGAAGAAUGGUUUGCCUUUACUGAGAGAUGAGGUCAGCCCAGGCCAGUCUCCCAGUAGUGCCUCAGAAUCAAAGAUGUUUAUAGGUUUGGAGAAGGAGAGCUCCUCACCCACUGAAAGGCUGGCCAGAAAGGAAUCUCUAAAGGUUCAAAAAAAGAAUUACCGUCAGGAAAAGAAGAGGGCAGCCAAAGAACUAUCCAGUGCUCUGAAGGACCCAAGUGUGGUCAUAAUUUCUAACUGGUUAAAGAUCCGGGGAACACUGAAGAGCUGGACUAAGCUGUGGUGUGCUCUGAAGCCUGGAGUUCUCCUGAUCUAUAAAACACCAAGCUCUGAGCACUGGGUGGGGACUAUUAUAUUAAACGCCUGCAAGCUGAUUGAAAGGCCAUCGAAGAAAGAUGGCUUCUGCUUCAAACUUUACCACCCUUUAGACAAGUCCAUCUGGGCCAUGAAGGGUCCUAAAGGAGAGACAGUUGGCUCCAUCACACAGCCUCUUCCUGGCAAUUACCUGAUUUUUAGAGCAGCAUCUGAGUCUGAUGGCCGUUGUUGGAUGGAUGCAUUGGAGUUGGCACUCAGCUGUUCCAGCCUGUAUAAGCUGACUGCUAAGUGCUGCAGGGACGGGGACCUUAGCAGCUCCUCCGAGUCCUCGCACAUACUUCAGCUUUUGCAGUCCACUGCCCUAAGUGACCAGGAACUUCUACAGUUGAAUGACUCCAUGCUUGAAAACAGCCAGAUGGAGAAUGAAUCUGAGAGAGAGGCCCACGAAGACUCCGAUAAUGCAGCCAAUGAAAACGGUGGGAGAUUAACUGAGGAGAGCGAUAUGGACCAAUCUGAUGACCUUUUGCCCUGCCUCCAAGCAACACUGUAUGUUGAACAAGGACAGGAAGAGAUGGGCGAGGCUGGUGAAGCAUCUCAGGUGGAAACGGUGUCAGAAGAGAAUAAAGGGUUAAUCUGGACAUUGCUGAAGCAACUGAGGCCUGGCAUGGACCUGUCCAAAGUAGUCCUGCCUACCUUCAUCCUGGAGGCACGCUCGUUCCUGGACAAACUUUCUGACUAUUACUACCACGCCAACCUGCUCUCACAGGCAGUCACUGAGGAAAGCCCAUACUGCAGGAUAAAGCAAGUCUUACGCUGGUACUUGUCGGGCUUUUAUAAAAAACCUAAGGGUUUGAAAAAGCCAUACAACCCCAUUCUCGGGGAAACAUUCCGUUGCUGUUGGCUGCACCCUCAGACUGACAGUUGUACAUUUUACUUAGCGGAACAGGUAUCUCAUCACCCUCCUAUCUCAGCUUUUCACGUGAGCAAUAAGAAGGAUGGCUUUAUCAUCAGUGGUAGCAUCCUGGCCAAGUCCAAAUUCUACGGGAACUCUCUGUCAGCAAUACUGGAUGGAAAGGCCAGACUGUUGUUUUUACCACGCGAUGAGGAAUACGUCAUUACAAUGCCAUACGCUCACUGUAAAGGCAUUCUGUAUGGUACAAUGUCUCUGGAGCUCGGAGGAAAGAUCACCAUUGAGUGUGAAAAAACAAAGUAUUCUGCUGAGCUUGAAUUCAAAUUGAAGCCUUUCCUCGGCAGCUCGUGUAACGUUAACCAGGUUUCUGGAAAGAUCCGUAUGGGAGAGGAUAUGUUGGCAACGGUGGAAGGACACUGGGAUGGUGAGGUGCUUCUCUACGAGAAGAAGACUGGCCACCAUGAGUUGCUGUGGAACCCCACACCUGACGUACGCGCUCAGCGGCUGAAGAGGCAGGUGGUCAAGCUUGAUCAGCAGGGACCCUUUGAGUCGGAAAGAUUAUGGCAACAUGUGACCAGUGCCAUUAUUGCCAAAGACCAGAACAAAGCUACACAGGAGAAGUUUGUUCUGGAGGAAGCACAGAGGCAGGAGGCACGGCAAAGAGGGGACCGGCCCUGGAGCCCACACCUUUUCAACCUGAACUCCAUCACCAACGAGUGGACCUACAAACAUAUAGACACUAAGGCAUGGGACCCUGACAGCUGCCUGGUUCAGUUUGAGAAAGACGGCAUCAUCCAGACCGAAGAAAAGCCCCAGCGUCAGCACAAUGGCUUCACCUACCGCCAGAACUGGAGCAGCCAGCAGAAGGCCAAGGCUCAUGGAAAGCACAGGAAAUCAAGCAGCCAGCCAUCCAGCUGUAGUCAAAACACAGAAAGCAGCAGCAGCACUCCAGAACCAACACACGAAUCCUCCGACAAUGAAGGUUUUGGCAGCCAGUGCGCCAGAUGCAGUAAAGAAAAGAAGGACCUUGCACAAAUAGAGGCCUCUAUAGCGUCCAUACAGAAGUCACAGCAGGACAUUCAGAGAAAUCUGAGCGUGUUGAAUCGAGAGCUGAUGCGGCGUGCGGACCAGACUGUCCAUCUGAGCGUCCGUCACUGCUUCGGUCUGUGUGUCCUGCUGCUCUUCCAACUCCUCAUCAACUACGUCUUCAGCUGAGAGACAGUCAUCUAGUUGCUCUGAGUUCAUUUCAUCACAACUGUUGCCUAGCAAUAAACACAGUAAUAAACUCCCAACACUACACAGCUCCCGAGGGUCCCAUUUACUGUAGCUCCAGGCACUCAGCACUUCAGAAAUGCAGAGCUCAAGACUCUUUUUAACCAAUGAACGAUAGAAGAAAAACUGUACCGAUGCAGUGCCGCUCUUGCUGAUGGAUGUGUAACUUAUUUUAUACUUUUUUCAUUGUCAUUGUUGUGUGUGAUAGACACAUUCAAGCUCCAUGGGCAGCUGUGGCAUGUGAGUGUGAGGGUAUGAAUGAUGGUGAGCGCACGUGGGAAUCAGUUUGUUUCCCAUUCAGUCUAUGUUGUUGGGCCUUAAUGCUAAAGCCAAAUAGAAAAGUCAAAACAGAAGAAUAGUCUGUGGAAGAACAUCUAUCAGUGCAGUUCUGUGUGCUUUUUUUUUUGUAUAAGUCUAAUUAAAACAAUGUGACUCCACUGAAAAAUAAUGGUUUUACCAAAACAGUAUUCCUCAGUGGUUCAAUUGUGUUUACAUGUUUGUUUCUGCACCCUAUGCUUAAAAAAAUGCACUCUGUCCAAUCAAUAACUUGUAUGGAUGAAGGAAUGUUAAAAUGUUACACGUCCUAAUGAAACUAGAAUAAACAAUCAGCCAUAGUCCAGAGUACAGAUCCCCGAGGCUGCUGUAGCGUUUGGGUUGGUACUGGUACAUUGUUAGCUUAUAUUGGUCUUGAAUUUCAAUGAAGUCUAUUAUAUGAUAUGCGAUGAGGGUUCUGUGAUCAAAUGUGUAUAUAUUUGUUUGAAACACAAUGCCAUUUUAAAUGAAAUCAAGAAUGUAUUUAUUAGAAUCUUCCUUUUUUUUGUAAGAUUGCUAUUUUAAAAAAAAUAUGCAUCACACUCAUUCAGGUUUUCUGGGAGCAAUAUGGUCAUUGUUCUUCCGCAAAUAAAAGUGUGGAACGGUGAGACAGGGAUGUAGAUGGCCAGCUGUUCUCUCAUCUGCCUGUAUUGUACAUACACCAGAUAAACUGUAGAGCCCUGUUGUGAUUUGACUUUGAGCACACAAAUUUUUCCAUUGUAGCUGAUGCAAGUUUAGCACGCUAGAUCAAAAACGCACGCCUCAAGUCAUCAUAAGGCUCCAUAAAUGCAGGAGUGAGGAGACAGAUGGCUUUUUUUGUUUGUAUGUAUGUAUGUUUGUUUUUUACAUUUAAGGCACUCUGUAAAACUGUUCUAAAUGGAUAAAAAAUACAAAUAGCUCACUGAAUGUCAAUACUUAUUACAUAUUGCAGCACUACAGUAAACUUUUCAACUUUCA
Messenger RNA from Clarias gariepinus (North African catfish), 4675 nucleotides. RefSeq names its product oxysterol binding protein-like 5 (gene osbpl5). Gene Ontology annotation, cellular component: intracellular membrane-bounded organelle; membrane; cytosol. The transcript has 23 exons. Lineage: Eukaryota; Metazoa; Chordata; Actinopteri; Siluriformes; Clariidae. The coding region runs from base 764 to 3349 and encodes 861 amino acids. Gene Ontology annotation, biological process: phospholipid transport. The record is from RefSeq and is a predicted model, not a curated record. Gene Ontology annotation, molecular function: sterol binding.